AUGCAAACAGUGGACAUCUUUCGUAAAUACCCGAAUCGUUAUGAGAGUAUCAUCUCUACCCUUUGUGAGAAUUUGGAUACGUUAGAUGAACCCGAAGCGCGUGCCUCUAUGAUAUGGAUCAUAGGUGAAUAUGCUGAGAGGAUUGAUAACGCUGAUGAAUUGCUGGAGAGUUUCGUCGAGGGAUUCCACGACGAAAAUACACAAGUAGGCGUUCUCCCUAUCCAGCAUUUAUUUGCCAUUCUUUCGAAAGUACAGCUUCAACUUCUCACCGCUGUUGUCAAAUUAUUCCUUAAAAGACCUACCGAUACUCAACAACUGGUUCAACGAGUCCUAUCUCUUGCUACGCAAGAUAGCGAUAAUCCUGAUUUGAGAGAUCGUGGAUACAUAUACUGGCGUCUCUUAUCCGCUGAUCCAGCUGCAGCCAAGCAAGUUGUUCUGGCAGAGAAACCUCUAAUUUCGGAAGAGACGGAUCUGUUGGAGCCAUCUCUUUUAGAUCAGUUAGUAUGUCACAUUGGCAGCCUUGCUUCCGUAUAUCACAAGCCUCCGUCAUCUUUCGUAGAUGGCGCACGACAACCACUGCGAGCCGGAACUGGUGUGACUAAUGGACAGUCUUCCAUCGACUCUGCCAGUGGCUCAAUGGUGGGAGCAAAUCGCCCACCUGCUCCCACAGUCAUUCCUUCUCAAGACACUCUUAUCGCCGAUCUUCUCUCUCUUGACAUUUCAACACCUAUUGGUGCUCAGAUGAAUACACUGCCAGGUAAAUUUUACAGAGUUUUGUAGAA
This is a messenger RNA of Strongylus vulgaris, 782 nucleotides long. NCBI's taxonomy places the organism in Eukaryota, Metazoa, Nematoda, Chromadorea, Rhabditida, Strongylidae. The record is from the annotation of a GenBank genome assembly.